AUGCAUCACAAUCCAAUACGUACGGCACUGGCCCGUGCCUUCCAGAUCCCCUUCCGACCUACACCCAUGCCACAGUCGACUUUCUCAAGUCUCCGACAACCAAUACCUUCUGCGUCCUCAUCAGCACCGUUCUCCACCUCAUCACCUCUUCUCAAGAAGAAAGGAAAAGGCAACCGUCCCGACAGGAGAAUAACACUAAUCCGCCAUUUCCUCCACCACCCCACCACCCUCACGCCCCGACCCCUGCGCUUCUCCCGCAACCGCGCCCUGCGCCACUGGACCAUCCAGCGCGCCUGGUCUCUGUACUACCACGGCCGGCGCAAGUCUCGCGAGCAGGAGCUCAUGCGCCAGUUCCAGGCCAUGCACGCGGCCAACGAGGAAUUACGCACGGGCGUCGGCGAUGGAGGGAAGUUGUUCAGGCGCGCCAUGAUGAAGACGGGCACCUGGAGUAUUCCUGAGAGGGGUGGGGGCGUGCCCAUCGAGUAUGCGCGGCCGCUGGCCGAGUGGGUGGGCUCGACGGGCGGGUUGGGGGCAGGGAGUAAGGCGCGGAUUUGGGAUGAGGGGUGGAAGAGGUGGAAAUGA
Messenger RNA from Cyphellophora europaea CBS 101466, 582 nucleotides. RefSeq lists its product as uncharacterized. Gene Ontology annotation, molecular function: structural constituent of ribosome. The record is from RefSeq and is a predicted model, not a curated record. Gene Ontology annotation, biological process: mitochondrial translation. The coding region runs from base 1 to 582 and encodes 193 amino acids. NCBI's taxonomy places the organism in Eukaryota, Fungi, Ascomycota, Eurotiomycetes, Chaetothyriales, Cyphellophoraceae. The transcript has 2 exons.